Messenger RNA from Penaeus monodon (black tiger shrimp), 1200 nucleotides. Its product is annotated as vezatin-like. Bases 266 to 724 code for a protein of 152 amino acids. The record is from RefSeq and is a predicted model, not a curated record. NCBI's taxonomy places the organism in Eukaryota, Metazoa, Arthropoda, Malacostraca, Decapoda, Penaeidae. The transcript is spliced from 4 exons.
UGUUGUUUUCCUUUUAUUUCCUCGGCCGUGACCGUUCGAACACUUCGGUCGUGUGUGCUACCCCGAUAAAACACGGAAAUUAGUCACUCACUCACGACAACACCAAAGGUUGCAAUAAUUUUCACGUUUUUAUGUAUACAAGUAGCGAAGGGAAUUCUUCAAAUAUUGUAUAUAUUGCAGUCUGAUUGCUGUUGAGACUCGACGUGAAUAAUAGCGGGGUGGGGCGGCAAGAACACAUUUUCUACAGGAAGAGAUACAGCGAAUCAUGAGUGACGAGAGUGAUGAAGACGUUAUAUUUGAGGGUAGUCCAAUCUACAAACACUUACAAGAGAUAGGCUAUACUGAUUUUGAAGCAGAAGCUGCCUUGUCACACAGUUUGGCAGAAUUUUCAGAAGAAGCUCCAAACAUGAAAGAGACAAAGGAAAGAUUGAAAAGAGAAAUAAUUCGUUGUGUAACAGAGAGUAAACUGAUUAACUACAGUGAUCAGCUGCUUUUGGAACACUUCCUACCAGAAGGCAAGCAUAUCUUGGAUCAUGAUAGCCAUAAUGUAACCAGCUUCUCCAAGUGGCCUCGAAGCUUAGCAAGCAUUGCAGCUGUAGGGUGUAUCCCAAUUGGAUUGGUGAUAUCAAACAGUCUUUUACUCUUCUGUUCUUCUAUAGCCAUUUGGAGUUCAGUGUUUGCCCUCAGUUCACCCAUAGUAUGGUGCCUUUUGCAAGAUUUGUGAGUAGACUAAAAGCAGUUUGUGGUUAUCUUCAUAAUGCUAAACCCUAAAGCCUUUUGUGUGCAUGAAUAUAGCAAAAUACAUUGUUAUGGCAGGUAAUACAGAAGUAAUAGUUGUGCCAUGAGAAAUUCUUAAAAGUUUCAUGUAAUCAAGAUUGUCAGUAUUUGAUAUUGAUGGUUUUGGCAUUACCAUGUGAUUUUUAGAACUUUAUGACAUACUUAUAACAAACUACUGUUGACAUAAAUGUUAUCUUGUAACUGCUGCUAAGCUCACCACUGAACUUGUUAGGCUGUAACACCUGGCAAAUCCAAGCAUUGAAGCAAAGUAGUCUGUUAAUAAUGGUAAUGCAUACAUUACUAUAGUUAAGUUAACCAGAAAAGGUUAUAUUAUUAAAGAGUUGCUGUUUUUUCAGUACAUGGUGGAGGUAAUUGAAGAUGGAAAGGAAAUAGAUAAACUUGUACCCACACAGACAUUCAUCC